Messenger RNA from Meleagris gallopavo (turkey), 6586 nucleotides. NCBI's taxonomy places the organism in Eukaryota, Metazoa, Chordata, Aves, Galliformes, Phasianidae. The record is from RefSeq and is a predicted model, not a curated record.
ACUGCCGGCGCCCGAGGGAAGGAAGAGAACUCUUCUCCGAGCGCGGGGAGGAAGCGGGACCCCCGGCGUUUCAUGUUCCGCCGGCCCGACGGCAUCUUGGCGUUGAUUCCGACCUGCUCCCACCCGCACCCGGACAGCGACGGCGAGGAGGAGCGGCGCCGUCCCGCCAUGUCCCGGUACGGCCUCCGCAACCUGCUGGACUGGCUGUACGGCGGGGUGGACCCCAGCUUCGCCGGCAACGGAGGGCCGGAGUGCGCGGCCUUCCUGUCCGGGCGGCAGCGCUUCGCGGAGAGCCUGGUGUUCCUCAGCCUGGGCGCCGCCGAGAUCCUCGUGGCGCUCCGCAAGCUGCGGCAGCUGCACCGCGGGGAGCUGGAGGGGCACCUGCUGCAGCAGCACCGCGCCAAGAGAGAGAGCCUGGGCAAGAACCUGCUGCUCGUGGCGCUGUGCCUCGUCUUCGGGCUGGAGGUGGGCUUCAAGUUCGCCACCAGGACGGUCAUCUACCUGCUGAACCCCUGCCAUGUGGUCACCGCCAUGCAGAUUUUUCUUCUUGCUUGCCCUCCAUGUCGGGCUGCAAUGAUUCUCUUCAGGUUGCAGAUGCAUAUGCUGAAUGGGGCUCUCUUGGCAUUGCUGUUUCCUGUCGUUAAUACACGCCUGCUUCCAUUUGAAAUGGAAAUUUAUUACAUCCAGCAUGUGAUGCUCUAUGUUGUGCCCAUCUAUCUGCUGAGAAAAGGAGGGAUCUACACUCCAGAACCACUCUCCAAUUUCUGGUGGGCUCUUUUAUCUACUGGGUUUAUGUUUGUAUAUCACUUUAGCAUCUUGCAAAUUCUGGGACUGGUUACAGAAGUGAAUUUGAACAACAUGUUAUGCCCAGCCAUUUCAGAUCCUUUUUAUGGGCGCUGGUAUCGAAUUUGGGCAUCUGGACAUCAGACUAUCAUGACUAUGACUCAUGGGAAGCUUGUAAUCUUACUGUUUUACUGUGCUGACCCCAUCUUUAAAUGUAGUGUGGACUUGCUUAGAUUUCCAGCUAAGAAAAUAGACUGAAAUGUCUCCUCACGGAGCAGUACGUACAGGAAGCAGAGACACCUAUAUUCAUACUGGAAAACCAAGAGGAGGGAUGAGAAGACAAUGUUUUUAUUAUUUUUCUCCCUGCAGUUUUUGGCCUCACAAACACUUCUAUUAUCAAUUGAGGGUUUUUCUUUCAACUGCUGUUUUUCACUGCCUACUGCCAAUGGCAACAUUAGUGGCCUUAUUCUGGAAGAGGUUUCUGUUCUAUACAUUUUGUGCAGAUUACAGUAAAAUCUACCCUUUAAAAUUAGGUGAGGAUUUAUCUACAUUCCAGCAAAAAGAGUGGCAGAGCUACCUCAUUUUGACUUAUUUUCCACUAAGUAGAAUUUUUCCAUUAGUACAGUUAUAUCACAGGAUAAGAAAUAAAGCUGAAUUCCAAUUCUCUAUUCAUGUGAACAGAACACAUCUUGAAAUAUCUUGAAAUGCAUCAUCAUGGCUUAACUCUUAGUACUAAGUGUUGCAAAAUGGUCAUGGUGGAAAAACGUACACUUAAUCUCCUAGUCAUAAGUGCAAAGCAAUGAAGUUUUACUGUAUUUUCAUUAAGCUGGUUGAAAAUAAUCGGGGAACAACAACUUUUAAAUACCUUUUUUUUUUUUAAAACUGAAUACUUUGGUUUCUGGCCUGCUAAGGAUAAAUGUCUAUCUGGUGAGGUCCCAUCAGAUCUUGAUGCUUUGGAGAUGAUUUUGAGUGAGUAGAAAACGCCACACAGAAAUUAUAAAAAAAACCAUGUUCUGUGUAAGUUACGAUAGGUAUUUAAUCAACAAUAUUGACCUGCCUUUAAACAAAAUGCUUUCGUCACUUAGCUUAGACUGGAGACUGAGUAGAGAUGCAAUGUACAAUGUAAACAGGUCUCUUUUUUUCACUCAGUAGCAUUUUAAACAUUCCUCCUCUGCAUUCUACCCUGAUCUUUAGUAGAGCUGUUGGUGAGGAAACAAAAUGAAACUAUUUUCUGUCUCCAUAGCUCUAAUACAUUCCUCAUACUGAUUUUAAAACACAAGUAUAAGAAGGAAUGUGAAAUCAGCACAGGCUUCUACUGAAAAGGCAAUGUUCCAGUUUACUAGUAUGGUUAGAUCUUCUUGUCAACAUGAGUUUUGGAGUAGAAAAGGAUGUAAGUAGAGAGAAUUAUAAAUAGUAAACUGGCUAAGGGGAGAAACUGUAGGGAGGAAAGCUCGAACAUCUUUACUGUGUUCUUCCAGAUAGUUAACUGUAGAUCUAUUGUUGUGCAGCCUGUUGUAUUUCAGGACUGCAGGAAUUGUGUUGUGCAAAAUGCUAGUUGCCACUUGCAUUGCAUUGUCAUAGCUGUGACUUGUAAGAUAAAAACAAAACCGUCAUACCUCCUCUUGAUGGAUCACCUGAAGAUAUAUUCUGAUGUUAAGGUACAGUGCUUAUACCUCAAGAAGAGAAGUAAGAAUGAGAAGUGGUUGACUUUUUUUUCUGCAAGAUAGAAUAUAAUUGGGGAGGGAACAAAUGACUUCUCUAAAUGUUUUCACUUCGCGUGUUUUUUAUUGUUUUGUUUUUUUUUAAGUAGAUCUCCCAUUAGAAGUCCUUUCUACAUUCAAAUUUACAGACUAGCUUCUGGCUUUCUUUCAUGUCUUGAAAGUAAACAUCCUGUACUAUUUACUAUAAAUUGAGAUGUAAGAUUGACCUAAACUAUGAAGCAUAUAUAUAGCUAGUCCCAGUUGCACAGACUGAACUACUAUGUUGUUCAGUUUGAGAAAGGUAAGCACUUGAUAUAUAGUUUUGACUGUGAAGUACAUGAUUAAUUUUAUUGAGCCAUCUCACUACUGCUUCAGUAAAGCAGGGCAUGUGUUGUGUAUUUGUGGAGGGGUGAGCUAAAGAAAACAUGCAUUGGUAUUGAAGGCCUGAACCCAUCUGCGAAAGACUAUUUAAUUAGCUGCUGAUGUGAUGCUCAAUUCAAGAGUCAGUAUUUCAUUUGCAGCUGAUGAAAUACAUGAUGUUGCUGAGAGAUGCUAAGGUGAACAGAAAUAUUCAUGCCUAUUUGUCUCCUAUGAACAGCUACGUGUACAGUGGUUCUUCCCUUCCCUUCCUGCAGUUACUGUCAAGCCUAUCUUGAUGUGUUUUUAUUUACUUAAGGCUUGGCAAAAUGCCUUCUGUUGAAUCUAGUCUGGUUUAGAAGCAACAUUAUUACAGUAAGAUCUUGCCAAAUUUUGUAAACAUUAGAUUAUUAUUUGCCUAAUUUUACUAUUUUUUUAAUAAUCUUUCCUGCUUUAAAAAAACAAACAGCAUUUUCUGUCUGUCUAAUCGUAUGCUUUGGAGCAUUGGAAGCAAGUCUGAAACAGCUCCUAUUUAUCACCACUGACUGUCUCUGGUCAGUUAAGACUAUGGAAGCAAGAAGCGUUUAAGUAAGCUCAGUGCCGUCUCUCUUAAAAUGCAAAAUUUUCAAGUUCUUAUGACUUAUAGUUGAGGGAAGCUCUUAUUUCCUCUCACGCCUCCCCAGUUUGGGUUUCGGUGCAUGUUGAACUUUUGGCUUAAGAUGCUAAAAUGUCUAAUUGAAUGUAAUAAUUCAGCAAGGAGAAGUAAACUGGCUAUUACACUCAAUAAGGAUUUUAUGAGCAUCUGGAUUUUAUGACUGUCAGGAGAGUGGAGCCACUGGGAUCUAGAGGGAAGAAGGGCAGCAGAGUCUUGAACUCUUCUUCGUGGUAAGCUGUGCUGGCUUCUUUUGCUUCUUGUACACCAUCAGUGAAGCUGGCUGAGCUUUUAUCCACAGAAUCACAGAAUGUCAGGGGUUGGAAGGGACCUCAGAAGAUCAUCUAGUCCAAUCCUCCUGCUGGAGCAGGAUCACCUAAAUUAGGUCGCAAUUCCCCACAACACAUUCUGAAAACCAUUUUUAAACACAGUCUUUCAGCUUGGUUUAUGGUGUAGCUGUACAGAAAGUUGUCAGCACACUUGAGACACAAGCUUCACAUAUGGGGAAGAAUAGGGCAGAAGGGAAACAGAAAGGGAAUGAACUUCUGAAACAUCAGUGGAAAUUCACACUUUACUCUUUAGUUGUUUUGAAUAGCUGUUUGGAAGAUGCAGAUGACAGAGCUUGUUCAAUGUGAAAGAAAUUGGUUUGAAAAGUAAAAUAGAAUACUUAGCCUUCAUAGGGGAAUAUCUGUUCCUUGGCAGAUUUUCUUUUCCGUGAGUGGUUUAUUAUAUGAGCAGUAAUUCUGUUUAGAUGAAUUUCUGGUAAUUUUUUCUUACUUAUGCUGGAAAUUAAAGAGUAAAACUGUGUUGCUAUUCAUAAAUGCUGAUGGGCAUUCUCUCCUGUGCACUAUGGACACAAUCGAUGUCACAGUAGCUUUAAGCUGUUGACCAGAGCCUGGUGAUGUUUUACGUUGGAGCAGUGCAAUGUAUGAUUGAAAGGGUAAGUCUUGGCCCUCCAAUAUCAGUAAAUCUUUUUUCUCAGUACUAACAGUGAUGAAGAUACUAGGAGUAGAUACAGUGCAGAGCAGGAGGCUGACAUAGCCAUGCAGACUAUUUCCUUUUAGCAGUAGCUUGUAUUUUAGAGGUGUUCCAGCAGGUUAUAGAAACUCACCCUAAAGUGGAUUGGUUUGCUGUCCCCUAGAGAGUCAUGUACAAUACCAGAAAAAGUUAUUGUGCGGUGCUUAAGUCUAGGCUUUGGAAAAAUUAUGAAUGCAGGCAGAUGUUUGAUCAGAUCUCUACAUUAUACUCAUCAGUACCACAGACACUUCAAACAAAAGAAAUGAGGAGCAAUGAAACUGAUUACUCUUUCAGUCACUGAAUGACUGUCGAAAUUUCUUCCAGGUAUACACAUAAAUGAAGCUCUAGUAACUGCAGUAACUACAGUUGUCUGCAUUGGUUCAUUUAUGCAGACUUCUUUAAGUAGCCUUCCAAAGUGCAAAAAUGAGCUGCUAAAACUUCUGCACCCACCAUCAGAUCUGGUGAUAGCCUGCGAAUAUUGAAAUUAUUGUGCCAAGAUUCUAGCUGUCCAGUACACGUGCAGUGAUAACUUUCCUAAGGAUUCAGGCACUAUAGGCAGUGUAUGAACUGUAUCUGUUUAACUUCCUUCUGUUUAAGCACCAGAGAUCUGCGUUUUGUUUCUUCUGAAGGCUGAAAUUAACAGCACUUGAUCAUAAUUAUAUAAAUCAAUCAAAACUCUGAAUGCACACAUGUACUUUGGAUUUGGUUCAGCAUCUUAGGGCUUGACAAAUGCUGCUUAUAAGCAAAGCUCACUUGUGCUUUAGCAGAUGCUGCCUUGCUGAGGCUGGGAGACGUGAAAAGUCAUUCAUUUGCAUACCUUAAAACUAUGGAGUACCUCAUUAUAGAUUUAUCCCUCUGUCUCUAGCCACAGUCAGGGUUUUGAUAUUUCAGUAUAUUUUGUAACAUUUUGUAAAACCUAACAGUAUCUUCCUUUCAGAAAUGGCUACUUGCAACUGUUCAAGUACUGUAUUUUACCUGUGCAUCUAUACCUAAUGACAACCAUAGACUUUGAUGUUGUUCUUGCUGUUUUCAAGUCAUAGGAUCAUUUGGGCUGGAAAAGGCCUUCAAGAUCGAGUCCAACCAUUAACCUCACCUACCAUGUCCCUCAGUGCCACAUCUACACAUCUCUGAAAUACCUCCGGGGAUGGGGACUGCACCACUUCCCUGGGCAGCCCAGUACAAUGCCUGACCACUCUUUUUGUGCAGAAAUUCUUCCUAAUGUUCAAUGUAAACCUCUCCUGGUGCAACUUGAGGCCAUUUUGUCGCAUCCUAGCACUUGUCACCUUAAACUGUUCAACUUGAGGUGGAUACUUAGGAAUUAAAUUAUUUCUAAUGGUUAACACAGUUCAGAAAAAGCUAACAGGAAGGCAUAUGUCAGCCCUUCUGUUAGAAGGUGGAAGGUUUCUACAAGCAGGUGGAUCAGUGCUGAUGUUUUCAUUUUUAGUGAGGAUAUACAAAACAAAUCAGUUGAUUCUUGUGAUCUUGUACUCAGUAUGAUAUUGCUGUAUACUUGUCUUGCAGCUUUAUUGUAACUUAGUUAAAACCAAGCUGUUUUUAAAAUGAUGAUGUUUCUCUUCAGGGUCAAUUUUGUACUUUUUUUAAAUUAUUUCUGCAUUUACUGAGUCAUUAUCUCAAUGCUGCAGAGGAUGCAGCAGGCAGAACAGGAUGCAUACCCACACUGCUCUUGCCAACCAACCUGUGCCAGGGAAGUGGAACUGCUCAGGGACUGGACUGAAGCACAUUAGCGGUCUUUGGAAGCUUGCAGUUCCCAUUAGCUACCCCGUGUAGUGCUACCCAGGCACAGAAUGGAAUGGCAAUGUCAAGGCUGGUUGUGGAGAGGCUCAACUGCCAUGUAUGCUGUUAGUUCUGAAUAAUUUGUAGGAAUGUUUCAAAUUUUGUAAACUUUUUAAUGUGCUAAAACUUGGUUAUGAGGUAACAUUUACAAAUAAGGGAUAACUUGUGUACUUGUUUUUGUAUUUUGGUCUGAUUUUUUUGGUUGUAGUGCCCUAUGUCCAGCUCACUGGGCAAACAGUUCUUAAACAUUUGAAUUAAAACAAAUAAAUGCAUUUUAAUGGUA